Messenger RNA from Camellia sinensis, 585 nucleotides. NCBI's taxonomy places the organism in Eukaryota, Viridiplantae, Streptophyta, Magnoliopsida, Ericales, Theaceae. The record is from RefSeq and is a predicted model, not a curated record.
ACUGCUGUUACUGAGUUUGGGUUUUAUCCUUGUGCCCAGGACUCCGUUGUAUUUCUUCUCCACACCUCUGUUGGAUUUGUUGCAUUAUUACUGUAUGUGGAUGAUAUGAUCAUCACUAGUUCUGACUCUUCUGGUAUAUCUGAGGUCAAACAAUAUCUUUUCCGCACCUUUAAAAUGAAAGCUCUGGGCCCAUUGCUGUGUUUUCUUGGUAUUAAGAUAGUUUCUUCUCCCAAGGGCUACUUUUUAUCUCAGGUCAAGUAUGCCAAUGUGGUUAUUCAUCAUGCUGGGUUUACUAUUGUCCUCUACUUCCUCUCUGGAUUGGUGGCCUAUGUUGAUUUUGAUUGGGCUAGUGAUGUUACUGAUCGCAAGUCUACGUCUGGUUUCUAUAUGUUUCUUGGCGCUUCCUUGAUCUCUUGGAAAAGCAAGAAACAAACUGUUGUUGCUCACUCUACUGCCGAAACUAAGUAUCGUGCUAUGGCUCAUGCUACUGCUGAAGUUGUCUGGCUUUGUUGUCUUCUCUUUGACUUGGGCUUCCCUCUGUCUUCUCUGACCUCCCUCUAUUGUGACAACCGCAGUGCUAUUUAG